Molecule: messenger RNA, 2903 nt
Organism: Mauremys reevesii (Reeves's turtle)
Lineage: Eukaryota; Metazoa; Chordata; Testudines; Geoemydidae
Product: prolactin-releasing peptide receptor-like
Exons: 3
Coding region: 802-1854 (350 amino acids)
Biological process (GO): G protein-coupled receptor signaling pathway
Cellular component (GO): plasma membrane; neuron projection
Molecular function (GO): neuropeptide Y receptor activity; neuropeptide binding
Source: RefSeq, a predicted model, not a curated record
UCCAAAAGGGCCUUGUGGCCCUAGGUCACCAGUUCAAAUCUAGCCCAGGUGUGUAGCUCCUGGGUUUUAGCAUCUGCUGGCUGCUUGGUGGCCUAUGUCACAUUGGGGAAGGCAGAACUGAUCUCAGUUUGGUUCUUAGCAGAGACGUGUUGGCAGGUGGCACUGACUGGUAGUCUUAGCUGAAGCCAAAGACUGAAUGAGCCGUGCAGAGGUGGGUCGCCCUGCCCCAGGAAUCUGUAGAACAAAACUCUUCCCAGACCUUCUAGUCAAUCCAGGAAAAUUAAAUGGGGAAAAAUAUUCUGAGGAAGUUUGAGACAAAGAAGUCGGAUUAUGAGGAGGAUAAAGGGACAGGACUGAGGGGAACUGAAUUGACCUCAGUAUGAAGGCUAAUUGCAGCUAGAGCACAAACAUGAAGUGAAAUUUGAUGUACCAUGAGGACAUUUCAAUUCAACUCUCAGGCUGUGACCCGUGAAUUACAGAACAGAGAGGAAUAUCAGCGGGUAGCACCUAAAUAACUGUUCACACAGGGAUACUCAAACAUAGCUGGAAACUCUCUGCAUAGCUGAGACACUGAAUUAGGUUAACAAGUCACAUUUUACCUCUCAGGGAUUGUUUCCUGCUCCAACUAAAAGAGAUGCCCACAGAAGGAUUCAGUGGCAAUUACGUGGCACAUACACGGGUUGCUAACUGUGUCCAUGAACUACAAAUUAAUGGAGUCAUGGUUAUGACCCUGUAAUUAAGGUCACUAAUGCUGACCCCUUCUGCUCUUGUCUAAGCUUGCUUCUCAGUUGACUUUGACUCAUGGAACCAAUUGGGAAUUGGGACAAGCUCCCGACCAAUGACAGCAUCAACGAGAUCAUCCCCAAGAACAGCUCCAAUUCCAGCUCUCAGUUUACGGGAGUGCAGUUGAUCCAGUCCUUCAAGCCCCUCAUCAUCCCCUGCUACACCCUGGUGGUGCUGAUUGGCAUCUUCGGCAACUAUCUUCUCCUCUACGUCAUCUGUAGGACCAAAAAGAUGCACAAUGUCACCAACUUCUUCAUCGGGAACUUGGCUUUCUCAGAUAUGCUGAUGUGUGCAACAUGUGUUCCCUUUACCCUGGCCUACGCCUUCAACCCACAGGGCUGGAUCUUCGGGAAGUUCUUGUGUUACUUCGUGUUCCUGAUGCAGCCUAUGACAGUCUAUGUGUCUGUCUUCACCCUCACAGCUAUUGCUGUAGACAGGUACUAUGCCACGGUGCACCCGCUGAAGAAACGCAUCUCGGUCACCACCUGUGUGUAUGUGGUGGGUGGAAUCUGGUUGCUGUCCUGUGCGCUGGUGGCCCCUGCCAUCGCCCACACGUAUCACGUGGAGUUCCAGAAGGAGGGCUUUGCCAUCUGCGAGGAGUUCUGGAUGGAGGAGGAGAAGGAGCGCCUGGCCUAUGCCUACAGCACCCUGAUCAUUACCUACAUCCUGCCCCUCUCAGCUGUCUCCCUCUCGUACAUCUGCAUUACAGUCAAGCUGAAGAACCGUGUAGUGCCCGGUCACCCAACGCAAAGCCAGGCAGAGUACGACCGGGUGAGGAAGAGGAAGAUCUUCCGGCUCAUUGUGCUGGUGGUGGCUGCCUUUGGGAUCUGCUGGCUCCCCAUCCACGUCUUCAACAUCAUUCGUGACAUAGACAUCAAUCUCAUCAACAAGCACUACUUCCUGCUCAUCCAGCUGCUCUGCCACUGGUUCGCCAUGAGCUCCUCCUGCUGCAACCCCUUUCUCUACGCCUGGCUGCAUGACCGCUUCCGCAGUGAACUGAAGAAGAUGUUCACCUUCAAGCAGAAAAUCAUCCCCACUAAUAACUGCGUAGCCGUGAGCGUGAUGCUCUGAGGCCCGGAACCUGGUUUCUCUGCUCUCUGAUGGUCUUGCAUUCCUCUCACCCUUUGCAUCCCAAACUGAUACACACAAGAAUCAGCACAGCCACCUCCUGAAAUGCUGGCUCCUCCCAGGUGGAAGGCUGUGACUAUUUACGUGUUUAACAGCAGCCAACCACAUUGCACCAGAGUUCUGUUACAUGAAGUGAAUGAUGCUGUAUUCCACCACAAUUGCAUUGGGAGUUUGGGAUUUUAAAUUACAGAGGUAGAAUGUGCCCUAGUUCUUGCAAAAAGUGCCACCAGGUCUUUAAUGUGUGCAAAUCUGGGGUCCUUGGGUUUCUGCCUCAUCUGCUCCAGAAGUAUCAUGUCCUUUAGAACGUGAUGAAGCUCAGUACUCACUCAGAAGGAAGAGCACAGGGUAUCUCCACAUCUGCAUGGUCCCCAGAUGUCACCCAUCCAAGAACUGAACUUUAAGAAGCAGAAGUGCUUUUUUACCCAAAGCACGAUCAGCCUGGGGAACGCACUAUCACAAGGCAUCUUUGAGGUACAGAACAUAGCAGAUUUCAGAAUAAGGAUACCCAGAACACUAGACAGGACCAAAAUAUCAAAGGCAUACAUACCGUCAUGUGUAAGCCAAGCACUAACUGCAGAGGGUCAGGAAGACAUUUUCCCAGGGGCACUGUACUACAUAAUUGUCCAUUGUGGGGGCUUACACUUUCCUCAGAAGCAUCUAGUAUUGUCCACUGUGGCAGACAAGAUUGUGGACUAGCUGGAUCUCAGGUCUGGUCCGGUCUGGCAGUUCCUAUGUUUGUACAGCCUGCUUGCCUUGUUGGAUAUGACACCAUAAGCAUGAGCAGCAUCACUUCAGGGCAAUAGCCUGGGGAAAAGUGGAUUUGUGUCUAAUGGUAAUGUGGGUAUAUGUGAACAAAUACUGCACCAUAUUCAGCCCUGCAUAUAUGGGUGCACAACCCCCACCUCUCCUGAUUGAGUUAAAUAGGAACUGCUCCUCCAUUCAGCUGGCGUGAAAGGCUGACUUAUUGUGCAUAGUUCUUUCUUUCUUUCUUU